Messenger RNA from Labrus bergylta (ballan wrasse), 737 nucleotides. The record is from RefSeq and is a predicted model, not a curated record. NCBI's taxonomy places the organism in Eukaryota, Metazoa, Chordata, Actinopteri, Labriformes, Labridae.
AUUUUAAUCAAACAUUUUACUGACAUCACUCCUCCAUCAGAGCCCAGUCCUCUAUCAGAUCCCAGUCCUCCAUCAGAUCCCAGUCCUCUAUCAAAGCCCAGUCCUCCAUCAGAGCCCAGUCCUCCAUCAGAGCCCAGUCCUCCAUCAGAGCCCAGUCCUCUAUCAGAGCCCAGUCCUCCAUCAGAGCCCAGUCCUCCAUCAGAGCCCAGUCCUCUAUCAGAGCCCAGUCCUCUAUCAGAGCCCAGACCUCUAUCAGAUCACAGUCCUCCAUCAGAGCCCAGUCCUCCAUCAGAGCCCAGUCCUCUAUCAGAUCCCAGUCCUCUAUCAGAGCCCAGUCCUCUAUCAGAUCCCAGUCCUCUAUCAGAGCCCAGUCCUCCAUCAGAGCCCAGUCCUCCAUCAGAUCCCAGUCCUAUAUCAGAUCCCAGUCCUCCAUCAGAUCCCAGUCCUCCAUCAGAUCCCAGUCCUCCAUCAGAUCCCAGUCUUCUAUCAGAUCCCAGUCCUCUAUCAGAGCCCAGUCCUCUAUCAGAUCCCAGUCCUCCAUCAGAGGAGGCUUAGGGUUAGCCUGUUAUGUGAUAGCACAUUCAUUGAUUAACGUUCAAAACCAUUCACUUCUACGUGUACAUCCACUGAGACUUUUUAGUGUCAGUCAAUGGCGACGGCCAUUGACACACUAUGAUGCUCAACUGUAAUAUCAUAUUAUUAGUUAGCUAGCUAGCGUUAGCUCACAUAACCAGCAU